AUUAUUAUUAUUAUUAUAACGAAAGAUCGGAGAGAGGCUAAUUAUAACGAACGAGUGGAGAGGCUCCUUCAGGCAGGGGGGAAUCUUUUUAUCCCACCACUGCCACCAAUAUAAUAAAUGAGCUGAGCCAAAUAUAACAUACUGUGCAGACACCAAAUAUAUCACAGCGCUGCCACCGAUUAUAACGUAUUACAACCCAACUCUACAAACGCACAUGCAAGCACACGUAUGUGAAAGGCGAGGGUAUACCGUUCAAUUUUAGAUUUUCUUUUAAAAUGGUAGCUGCCACCAACCUAAAAUGUCUUUAGGAUUUUUGUUGUUAAAUGUGUCUGAGGCAAGCUUCUCCCAUUCCCUGCCCACACUGUUUCCACCCCUGGCUCCCAAACUGAUGUUCACUAUGAGGCUUUUCUGUGGUAUUUUAUUGUUGUAUUGCUGGAACUUUUUAUAAAGGCUUCUUGAUGGAAAGAUACACUGUGGAGGCUUUUGAAAAUUGAAAAUAAACAUUUAUUUUCUUAAAACAGGCAAAUGAUUACUUCAGAGAGGUACAUCAGCAUAAACGGUUACAGAAGUUCUUCAGCUUAACUUAAUUGUAUGUUUCAGAUUACUUCACUUAGUUUCAAACAGUUCCAACCAACCAAUCUAUCUAUUGGUCACAAAAACCCUCGCUCUAUUUGCUAAGAAUAGUCACGAGUUCCCCUGGGUUGUUAAUUAACUCUAACCUAGAGUCCUUCUAUUAACCAGCCCAGUAGUGAGAGUCAAUCCCUUGAGUUAUCUCCCCCCCCCCCCCCAAAGAGAUCCAAACUGCCUGACCUAGCCUGUCAGUUUCACAGCUUUCAGUUCUCUCUCACACACACCCUCCAAACUGCUCUUUCCUCUCCAAACCCCAAAACCUAACUGCCUGGAGCUCUUUUUUUUCCUCUGCACUCUAAGACUUGGCUCCUCCCAUCUGCUCUGGCUGGCCAAUCCUAGGAGUCUCCUCCCCCUUUCUAACCACACUCAAGAUGGCUGCCUGGCAUUCCUCUACAAAAUGGAGGUCUGCCUCACUCACUGUUACCCAGGCCUCAUUCCCGGCCUAAUAGUGAUCUCAGUAAAUAAUUAUAUGAAUACUACACACUGAUAAGUGAAAUACAGCCUAGGAUGGUGCUUCAAGGCGUAAGUGUGUACACCAACUGGACUGGGCUUUCUGUAACAAUAAAAGUUUUGAAGAAAGGAAUUAUGCCAAAACUAAAGGGAAAAUCAAAAGCCAGUUCAGAUAUCUAUGUUCUUGAAAAGUUCCUGAGGACGUAUGAAAAGCAUUGCACGAUGUCCCAAACCUGUGUCAGCCCAACUAUCAAACAAAGCCUUCGGCAAUGUAUAGCAAAUGAUACAUUAAUCACUAAGUUUGUGAUUACCGAUGUGAAAACAGCAUCAAAAAAUUUGCAUCCUGUGCUUCUCACUCCUCUACUAAGGACAAUCCGAGAUGAGCGAUAUCAGUUGGGAAAGGAGCUCUGCAUCUGGGGAAUCCAGAUUAACCCUCAAGAUAUCGCUAAUCUUGCAAUCCUGCUUGAGCUCGAUGGGCGCACCAUCUACCCAUUUUCCAAAUUAGAAAUAACUCAUCACGUUUUAGAUCUCUGGAGUAUGGAGAGACUCGGAGUAGCUUUACCUUACAGCAAUCUGAAUUCUCUUAUACUGGAUUAUUCCAAAUGUGGAGAUAACGGUGUGAGUAAACUUAUUUGUGGAUUAGAAGGGAACAGAAAGCUUUUAACUCUCAGCCUCUGCUACUGUGAUUUAGGACCUCAAAGUGGAUCCAUAUUAGCAACUCUUAUUAUCCAGACUGCUAUUUGCAACCUGUUCCUCAGUGGCAACCACUUACAAUGCUUGGGUGCCGCAGAACUCCUCAAACCAUUAUCAGAAUAUGCAAAAAAGCUUGGAGAAGAAAAAAGGUCAAAUGUCUUGGUGUGCAGUAAUAAUACUUCCCACUACACUCUUGAAGCAAACAAAGAUGCAAACAUCAACUCAAAAGUUGUUCAUAGAAACACCGCUUCCAAACUGAACGGCUCUACGGAUACUUCAUUAGAAAGCACCAGGAAGAAAAAGAAAACAAAAGGCUUAAAGAAGAAAUGUAAGAAGUGUGACUUUGGUCCAUGGUUAGCAAAACUGCAUUUGGCUGACAAUGCCAUAGAUGGAAGGUUUAAACAAAGAGAAGAAAACUUGUGGGAGUUCAUUCGGUUUUUGACUUGUCUAAUCAAGAAUUCUGACAACCUAGUAGAAGUUGAUAUUGAUGGCAAUGCUAUAGGGGAGCAGUGUGCUAUCAAGAUAUUAGAAGCUCUUAAGGACCGAAAGAAAGAAGAAAUGCCACACUUAAAAAUUAAGGUUACCCCACAGAUUUCAGCACCAACUUUUGAGCACAUUUUUAUGAUUUCCUCAAAAAGCAGUCCAGCUAAAAAAAGAAAAAAGAAAAUUAAGUGAUUAUAAAGUUCCUGUGAUUUCAGAAGAUGUAAAAUUCAAGAGGUUAACAAACUUCAGCAAUUAUUUACAUGAUGCUCUACUUUUGGAAAUACUAUGCUGUGUUCUCGGUUCUUCUUAUGAAUAUCCAGAAUAACUUUAGAUAUAUUUUUACACUUUUAGAAGCUUUAUUUAUUGCAUUAAAAUAAAAUUAUGCUACUGCCUACAAAUAAAAAAUAAAUACACUGCAUAGCAAUACCCACA
This is a messenger RNA of Anolis carolinensis (green anole), 2688 nucleotides long. RefSeq names its product long intergenic non-protein coding RNA 2618. The coding region runs from base 1138 to 2448 and encodes 436 amino acids. The transcript has 12 exons. The record is from RefSeq and is a predicted model, not a curated record. NCBI's taxonomy places the organism in Eukaryota, Metazoa, Chordata, Lepidosauria, Squamata, Anolidae.